Messenger RNA from Haliotis rubra (blacklip abalone), 7094 nucleotides. RefSeq names its product cyclic AMP-dependent transcription factor ATF-3-like. NCBI's taxonomy places the organism in Eukaryota, Metazoa, Mollusca, Gastropoda, Lepetellida, Haliotidae. The record is from RefSeq and is a predicted model, not a curated record. The transcript has 4 exons. Gene Ontology annotation, biological process: regulation of transcription by RNA polymerase II. Gene Ontology annotation, molecular function: DNA-binding transcription factor activity, RNA polymerase II-specific; RNA polymerase II cis-regulatory region sequence-specific DNA binding. Bases 157 to 774 code for a protein of 205 amino acids. Gene Ontology annotation, cellular component: nucleus.
UCUCGCGAUUUCGUAAAAGCCGGAGCCAAGCAGGUGAUGUGAGACCUGCAUGAUACAGUCAGUUGGAGAGCAAUGUGAGAACCACGAACUGCGACCACUGCAACAUCAGCACAUACAACAAAGUUCCAGGAACGAAAAUUGGGUUCCGUGAAGUAGAUGAUGACGUCUGUAUCGGCGCCAUCAAAUGUCCACGUGUCCAUCAUCAGCCCCGUGACAUGCCCUGACCAAGUGCUAGUGUCCCAGGGGGGGACGUCGUCCGCCGUGAUGAACUACGUGCAGGAAGACCGGAUACAGAACUCGGCCAAACUCAUCAACAUGAAGAAUCUGGUGCAGGACGAGAAGCUGGUGGUCGCCACGUUGGCGACGUUACAGUCGGGCGGACCAAGUGACAUCAUCAAGGAGGAACUCAAAUACAUUAUCCAGUCUCGGAGAGUGGCAGAAGGAAAAGGGGAACUUAAAGUCGACUUUAGUCCACCCGAGAAAAAUGAGCUUACGCCAGAAGAACUUAAAAAGGUUGAAAAAAGGAAAGAACAAAAUAGAAUUGCAGCCAGACGUUUUCUCCAGAAGCGACAAGAAAAAAACUGGACUCUGAUUUGUCAACUGGAGCAACUGGAGGAGUACAACAUGCUUCUACGUGAGAAGCUGUCCACGCUGAGUGACGAGAUGCAGCGGCUACGUGGGUCCAUCCUCUCUCACGUCAACACCUGCCCCUGCGACGGCCAGAAUAGUCUUAUGAGGGAACUCAAGCCAAACAGCACACACCUCCCUUUAUGACAACUGAUUCACUCAAUCGCUUUGCUACUGCCAUAAUAUUGCAUCAAAAUGGAAUACCAUCUGCCACUCAGUUUUUGUCUGCUUGCGUAUAGCACAGAAAUGGACGUAUAGCAUUUGAUAACAAAAUAUUGGGGAUGAUUUAGUGGAAUUGAAAAUGUUCUGAAAUUGAAAGAAUCGUGAAAUGGCGUUUAUACAUGGGCCAAGAUUGAUCUCAGCCCUUUGACACUGUAUGACACUGUUGUCAAGGAAACCGACAAAGCUUCUCUAGGUAGUAGUAAUAAUGGGUUAUGUAGGCCGGAUGUCCCAGCUUAAAGGUCAGAAAUACCAACUGACCAGGGUCAAGUCAACAUAGGAAGUCUCGAUGGGUAUGGGAAGGUCAAGAAAAACAGUGUUUGGAUAGAAAGUGUUUUCUACAGAUAUACUUGUUGGGCACACUGUUUACAACAGGUCAAGAAAUGGUUCAAAGGAGAAAAAUAUUUCAAUUAUGCCAAUGAAAUUGAAAUUAGUAUUAUUAUUUUGGGUGGAUUGAAUGAAUGGCAAGAGAAUGUGAUGACUUUGUGAUUGAGGGAGGGGAGACAACUCCUUAUGAGGAGUUAGUCAGUGACAUAUCAUUGAGGGGGAGGUGUUUUGAUACAAAUGACGUUUGUGUUGGAUGCAACCUACACCAAAUGUUGGUUCACCUGUAUGAUGUAAUUGUGUGGACUAAGGAAAGUGCCUGUUUCAGAACUGUCUAUUUUGAACCUGAAUGUGUCAAUAUUGUCUUGGAUAUUGUAACCAGCCUUAAGAGUAAUUUUGUACGUGGCAUUAAAGAAACAUUAUGCAUUUUAUACCAAAGCAAUUAAUGUGGAGAAGUUUUAUAUUGUUUUUGUUUGAAAGUGUUGUACAAUGUUGAAUAUAUUUGUUUUGUAUUUUACAUAUGCUCCAAGCAUUUUAAACAGUUGCUCUAUAAACCUGUUUUGGUGUAUUUUGUUGAAAUUGUUUAUUUGAUACAUUAUAGGGCAUCCUUCCAUCUAGGUCUUGUUACUUGGGAGUACAGUUGAAUGUGAUGUGGACAUUUAUUUCUAUUAGUUUGUUUUGUGUGUAAAUUUGUUUAUGCUAAAGUUUGUUGUUGUAAGUGUUUAUGUAGAUUUCACCGUUUAGAAUCAUGUUGAGAAAAAUUGGACUAAAUUUAUUAAAAUGUCUUUGAGAGAUUUUUGAAACUAGGAUUCAGUUACCAGUAGUGGUUCCUGCGACUUACAUCUCUGUACUUAAGAGAACCCUUGACAAACAAUGCAUUGAUUUCUAUGAUGGAAAUUACAAACUUGAAAACUUGUUUCAUUAUAUAAGGAUGCUGAAUCAAAAAUAAGUGAUAGUUCAGUUGAAAUAACAAAGUUGACUUUCGAAUCAGUUAAGUCAUGUCUGCAGAAGAAAUUUGUAUAUGUGUGUGGCAAUGAUAAUGUUUUGUGUUAUUUUUAGAAAUAUAUACCUUUUGUUUCAAGCCCCUGUUGCAUGAAGAAUACCACUCUCAGCCGCUUGAGCAGUUGGUUUGAACAACUUUUGCUAUAAUUGCCUAAUUAUACGCCUUCACCAAGUGAGGCAUGUCAUGGUGACUGCUACCUCAGCUGAUUUGGCCUUUAAUAAUGACAAGAAACCUCAAAACAAUUGUUUAUAAAUGGUGUGGAAAAGAUGUUGAAAUUACAAGUUAAUUGUAUGUAGUUUGAGAAAAAUAUUUGUUGAAUACCGUAACUGAUGUUGUGUGAAGCCUGGUUGAUCCAUGACUCCUGGAGGAUUAGUCAGGGGGUCUAUACGUGGGAUGUUCCUUCUUAGGACAGGGACCUAGUUAGGAUUCCAAACAAAGUGCCAUUGGCAAGCAGCCUGGGAAAGGAUGGAUAUGUCAUUCUAGUUGGUCUGUGAAAUACAAUUCACCUCAACAGAGCCAUAAUAUUUAUUUGAAAUUGUUUCAUUCCAAUAUUUGAAUUUUUAUGGACAUUGGCUGCAGAGUUGGAGUGGAAUAUCUGAGCAGGUGUAGACAGUUUCCUGUACGAUUCACAGAUGCCGUGACCAGAGAGAGGAAGGUCUUACAUUGUACAGAGUUGUACAGUAACACUCACCACAGAAGUCACUCCUUGCCUCUUGUACUGAUCAGGGCCGGUGGGGUAGACUAGUGGUUAAAGCGUUCGCUCGUCACACUGAAGACCUGGGUUCGAUUCCCCACAUGUGUGAAGCCCAUGUCUGGAGUCCCCCACUGUGAUAUUGCUGGAAUAUUGCUAAAAGUGGCAUAAAACUAAACUCACUCAGUCACUCACUAGUUCUGAUUUCUUCAUCAAUAGUUGAUUCGUGUAAAACAUCCUAAAUCUAAUGCUUCACAGUACACAUUGAGGAUUCUUCUGUAAAGUCUAUAAACAUGAAGGUAUUAUAUUGUGCAGGUCCUUGUAUUGAAGUUUCUAUUUGUGAAGGAGUGCUAUUUACAUCCAUUAUGGUAAGUGUCGUUCAACACUUCCACAUACCGGGUAGUAUGUAAGACGUGAAACUAUUUUCAAACCUCAUGUAAAGAACCUGGGGGUAGCCUCACAUCUUCCAUUGCUGGACAUAGCUUGCAUUGCUGUUCUCGAUGAUCAUAAUUGCGAUAUGAGUUGUUAAAAGAUGGAGAUGAUGAUGAUGAUGAUGAUGAUGAUGAUGAUGAUGAUGAUGAUGAUGAUGAUGAUGGACGGACAUGAAGGAAAUGAAUUAUUUUGUAUAUGUGUGAUUUUGUUUACUAACAUUUUCUUUAUAUAAUUUUACAAAUGUUAAAAUAAAAUUAUAAAACAGUUAAGAAAUGUUUUAAGUACAUAAAAGUUGUUUUAUGUUUUGAAUAUUUGAUUGUUAUCAAUGAUCCAAAAGUUUUGAUUUUAGAAAUGGUCACCAAUAUUGGUUACUUGCGUGUUCAGAAAUAGACAUUGUUAAGUGUGUAUUAUUCAUUCUGUGGCAUAUAUGGUUUGAUUUCGUAUAUUUUCAUUGUAAUAAUCAUUGAUUAAUUUAUUGUCUCUUUGUAUAUGUUGGAACAAGUUUCUAUUUUCAUAAUCCAGAGUAUUGUGUGUAUACAGAUUUAGUGUCAAUGAUGCUUUAUUUGUCAGAAAGUAAUGAUGUAAAACAAUGCAAAUGUAUUAUGUAUGUGCUAUUUCUAAAGAAUAUGUGCACGCCUUAUAACAAGUGCAUAAAUAAGUAUACAGAUGUUUCAGCUGUUUAGAUACUGUGAAUAUCAAGAUAGACAUGUUAGUCAAUGUCUGUUCAGAUUGUCAGAGUUUGGUUUGUGAGAAUAUUUAACUUUGGUUUGGCAUUAGAUAGAAGGUUUGUGGUUGUUAAACACAAACUAGGUACUGGGGUGGUUGCAUAAGCAUUAGCUGUCUUGAAGGUGAGUUGGUGACUGUUGAACUGACAGACCCAGUCAGGUAAAAAUAAGUGACAGAAAUAUUUCACCUAUUGUAUAUUGAACACCCCAAAAAAUGCAAGUUCCAAAUAUAAUUUAUGUUUUGUAAGUGUAGGCUUUCUAUUUUGUAUGAAUUGAUGGGAAAAUGCUGAAAUGACGGCGGAACUGAUGUGUUGUAUAUGGAUUUUGUACAUGCAAAUCUGGGGCAAAAGGGCCUGCAUUUUCUCUCUGAGAUACCCUCGGAUGUCAGACACUGGUACAGUCUUCACACUAGAAGGUCUACAGCUGAAGAUGCUAGAUUGUCAUAUGCACAAUGAGGAAUGGGCGUAGGGAUGUUGAAGUGUUGCAGCUGUUGUUGCCAGGCAGCUGGGACGUCAUCUCACUAAUAUCAGAAGACUUGCACUAGGUCAAACAGGGUUUGUUGCUGAUUGCUUGCAAUCAGGUAUAUCAUGAGUUACAAGAUCUGGGGCGGUGGGGUAGCCUAAUGGUUAAAGCGUUGGCUCGUCACGUCGAAGACCUGGGUUCGAAUCCCCACAUGGGCACAAUGUGUGAAGCCCAUUUCUGGUGUCCCCCGCCGUGAUGUUGCUGGAAUAUUGCUAAAAGCGGCGUAAAACCAAACUCAGUCAGUCAGUCAGUUACAAGAUCUGCUCAAGGUCUCUUUGUAUGAAGCAGUCAUCACAGGAACAGUCCUGAGGUAGCAUCAACAACAGCAGCUGUAGUUCUGGGCCACGGUGGACAGUACCAGCACACACAAUGUGAUGAUGUCUCUAUGCUGCAAAACUCCCUGUUGAUGGUCAUAUUUGGGACCAGUUUUCAGAAACUAGCUCUGUUAGUGACAUUUACAGUGUGUCCAGCAACAUCAACAUCGACGACGUUCCCAAUGGCAUCAAGUUGUCCUUUGAGAUGUGUGUUGCUGCUAGGUUUACAUCUAUCACCAGAUACGAACUGAAUAUGAACGUAACUGGACAUUGGACUGCAGUUGGUAGACAUACUUGCAGAAUCAAGACAGAGAUUAGUGUGUGAGCGGAACCACUUGCCUCGGCCAUUCUUUCAGACACUGGUCACAUAUGAUGUGCUGUUGAACUGCCUGUGUGUUAUCCAAGGAGACAAAACUCACUGCUACAAGAUAUUCGGUGCUGCCAAGGGUAUUUGUCUUUGAUGUUCAGCGACAACUGCCUUCAGCUCUCAUUCUGAAAGUUUAUAUAAAUCUGUGACUGGGUACUAUUGUGAUUGUCUAUAGUUAAAAACUUCAAAUGAAUUUAAGACAUGCAUUACUUCUGCUGUUCAGUAUAAUUAAAUCUGAUAACCUAUUUUUUGAACAAACAGGGUAAACCUAUAGGAAUAACUUUCAAUCAGUUGAUUAGUGGAUUUCAUGCUUAGAAAAUGACACAAGACAUAAGCACAAUAUUUUGUUCCGUGAAAUACAGACAUAUAUAUGGUUAGCAUACAUAGGGCACUGCAAGACUAGUGGAACAAUGAGUGAACCCCAUUUCUGAUGUUCCCUGCUGUGAUAUUGCAGGAAUAUUGGUAAAACUGGCAUAAAACCCAACUCAAACUCUGAGGCAGUUGGUCUUGUGUGGCAUAAUUGUAGCGCUGGCUGAAUACAGUGUUAAACAAUGACUAGAAUGUUAACAGAGGCAGUUGGUCUUGUGUGCCAUAAUUGUAGCGCUGGCUGAAUACAAUGUUAAACAAUGACUAGAAUGUUAACAGAUGACUAUAGUGUUAAAGUAUUACCACAGUGUUAGAGGAUGGGUACAAUGUAGUAGGAUGGAUACAAUGUAGUAGAAUGGAUACAAUGUAGUAGAAUGGAUACAAUGUAGUAGCAUGGAUACAGUGUAGUAGUAUGGAUACAAUGAAGUAGGAUGGAUACAAUGUAGUAGGAUGGGUACAAUGUAGAGGGGUUAUCACAUUGUUGAAGGGCUAUAUUUCCACCAGUACCUCCCUAUUGGUAGAGAUCUAUUUGUAAUCAGUGUAACCUCAAGAUAUUAUACCCAUUUAUUAAAUAAACUACACAAGGAUGUUAAGAAACAUAAUCAAUUGUUUCAUCAACAAAGUAUUGUAAAUCUGCCAUGGCUUAGCACACUGACUACAGCCAUAGGAAGAAACUACGUGUUCUUUACCUUCUUUGAAUAGUAUCCUUAGUAAUUCUUCAACCAUUCCUUAAAUUGUCAUUGCCUAGCAACAGUAAUAUUUUGGUGCUAGGUGUAUCAAGUAAAAUAUUGUUUUCAGGUAGAUGUUUGAAGGUCAUGGGUAUUGUUGGGUUCUGUGGUCAUCUCCAAAUGCCCUCUGGUCAGUAUUCCAUCAGCUGUAGAGUGUCUAACAUGGAUUGCAAGUUUCUGUGGGUCUUCAGAGCAAAAUACGGGGCGGUGGGGUAGCCUUAUGCAUUCGCUUGUCACGCCAAAAGCCCUGGGUUCCAUUCCCCAUGUGGGUGCAAUGUGUGAAGCCCAUUUCUGGUGUCCCCUGCCAUGAUGUUGCUGGAAUAUUGCCAAAAGCGGCGUAAAAUCAGACUCACUCAGAGCACAUUAUUAUCUGUGAAUUGCAGAACAAUGUCACCUGAUUUUGUGGAAACAUGAAUUUUAUCAAUACAUUUUGGAUCAGAGGGAUGUUUUGGGAGAAAUGUUUCGAGAAUUUUGACAUAAUGUUUGAUCAGUAUGACUAUAAUGUUAUUACUUUCUCCAGUAAAUGAGAAAGAAAAGCAACAGUUUUGAUAUGUGAUUGAACUGAGUGAGCUGUUCUCAGACAUUUGGGUUGUCAAGGUCGUUUCACUAUAGUGACCGAUUUCGAUAAUUAGUAACCAUUUAUAGACAGUAUAUAAUGUAGAUUGAGACAGUGCUCUUAGAUUGAAACUGCCAUGGAAUCACUGUCUCACAGCACUGAUUUAUAAACAGUGUAUUUGGGGUUAGUUUUGUAGUGAAAUAAAAUGGUAGUACGUUAA